Moneuplotes crassus is the source of this 1292-nucleotide messenger RNA. The record is from the annotation of a GenBank genome assembly. NCBI's taxonomy places the organism in Eukaryota, Ciliophora, Spirotrichea, Euplotida, Euplotidae.
AUGAGUAUUAAAGACCAAGAUCAAGCCUUACCUUCCAUAGAUGGUGACGAGGUAGCCUUCAGAUUCCCUAAGGAUCAGAAAGUAGAUUCAUUGGAUCCAUACUGCAAUAAUUAUAAUUCUGAUAUGGCUCUUUGGAGGGAAAAUGAUGCUCGCUAUUUGGAACUUGAAUCAAAUUAUGAAUUUGACCACAAAGACAAUUUAUUUUUCGGAAAACAAAUUAUUUGUGACGAAGUCGACUUAGAAGGGCCUUAUGAGCAAACGCUAGUCUUUCCUAAAGAAGAAGAACCUACAUUUUCUAUAAUUCUUCCUCAAGAGAGUGAGGGAUUUUCAUUUUCAAAAAUACACGAGAAUAGGAUUCAAAUAGAAGAAGUCCCAAUCUGGUUUGCUAAUCAUCCCAAAGCUAAUGAUUAUGAAGAAUCUAGCUAUAAAGUUCGCUGUGGUGGCCAGUUGAACAAAUUAGUGCCUUAUCUCAUGGAGAGAUUAAACAGCUCAUUUUUUGAAGAAUUUUAUGCCAAACAAGUAUCACCCAAUAGAUCCAGAGGUAGACCAAGAAAGAUCAAGGACACUGACAAAGAUACUCUCUGGGCCGAGAUCUUAGAUAAACUUGUCCUAAAGGCUAAUGAUAGAAAAGCAAAGCAAAGAGCUGAUGCCAAAAAUACCUCAGUAUGCAGAGAUGUCAAAAAAGUAGUAGAUCACAUUUUAAAAUAUAUCGGUUCAAAAUGAAGAUAUAAAUCAGCCAAUAUGGCACAUGUCAUUGAGUCCUACACUGAAGCAUUCACUGUUGGAUUUGUGCCCAUUAUCUUUGAAGGCGAAGCACUUGAUAACAAAGUCAAGACUUUCUGCGAAUUUAUUAUCAUUGCCUACCCUAAGGAGAAGGUUCAGAAAAUCAUUACAAUGAUUAAGGAAGCCGGCUUUCUUGAUGCCCAUGAAUGAGAAAACUUCAUGAGUCAACUAAAUAAUAGAAAGAAGUCUUCCAAAGCGAAUUUUCAGAGGCUAGUUAGACAAAAUUCUUGUUUUAAGAGCAUAAUCUUAAAACUGUUGUCUAAACUAGACCACUGUGCCUUGAAUGGCAAAGAAUCUUACAAGGACGUUCUGAGGUCUAUUCUGUAUCCCAACUUUAUUCCUAAAAUGCCAAAAAGAUCAAGAAGAACCAAGAAGAGAUCAUAAGCUCCCUGGAGUAUUCCAACUGAAUACAUUUAGAUUUGAAAUUUGGAAAAGAAAAUCUAAUAGUGAAUUUAUUCCUAAAUAGUUGGUUAAAAAAGUUGGUCGAUUCUAAUUUUGAAUUCUAUUCU